Molecule: messenger RNA, 571 nt
Organism: Anoplopoma fimbria (sablefish)
Lineage: Eukaryota; Metazoa; Chordata; Actinopteri; Perciformes; Anoplopomatidae
Gene: uqcr11
Product: cytochrome b-c1 complex subunit 10
Exons: 3
Coding region: 7-177 (56 amino acids)
Biological process (GO): mitochondrial electron transport, ubiquinol to cytochrome c
Cellular component (GO): mitochondrial inner membrane
Source: RefSeq, a predicted model, not a curated record
GCCAAAAUGAUCAGUAAAGUGAUCGGUGCGAAGUAUGCGGCCAUCGCCAAGUCAUGGAUCCCAACUAUGGCGGUCUGGGGCACAGCCGGAGGAGUGGCUCUGGUCCACUUCACAGACUGGCAAUUGUUUUUGGAUUAUGUCCCCUACAUCAGCGGCAAGUUCAAGAAGGACGAGUAGCGACACCCAGGUCGGUGCUGUUUUUUACACAAAGACUUAAAUAAUGAACAAGAAUGGCUGCAGCCCGCCUUGUGGUCCAGGCCACUGAAAGCUGUCAUCUGCAUCCUGCAGCUCGGUCAACAUCGAACCGUUCACCAUCAACGUCGCCUGAAAUGCGCUGGAGUUUGUCAUUUCAAAGUUCCUCAACAAGUGAAAAUUUGGAUGGAAGGAAUAUGAAAACAACGAUAAAUGGACUUUUGUUUUCUUUCCCCACUUAGUUUCAGGGUCAGGUAUUUAUUUUAAUCAUCUGCCUCAAAUUGAAAUAUAUGUCCUUCAUGUCACACUGUAAUUGUUUUAAAGUGAAAUAAAGUAUGAGAGAUGUAUCCUAUAUUGUGGUUUUGUAUAAUCAUUUCAC